UGAGAAGAGCUGCAGGACCUCACGCCUCGAGAACACUUAUUCUGCUCCUCCAUUCCAAAUGGAGAAAUAGGUUGGUUGAAAAGAUUGAAGGAUAAAUCAUAAAUGGAAGGUCUUUACGUUCUUCAGCAACAGGGUAACCAAUUGCAGCCAGAACCCACAAAACUUUUCCGGCUCAGUCACGAAUCAAAUUUCUUCGUCAUCGGAAUUGGUAUCGCAGCUGCCAUGGCAGGGAAUUUCGCCGGCGGCGGCAGCCCAGAAAGACGAGAUUAGAAAUGGUGGCGCUUCUAAAUUAUGUAUGGAUGUUGCAGCCAGUGGUGACUAUUCUAAGUGGACUAGAGGGAUUUGAUCAGGGAUUACGUCGCUGGAUAUAAAAUGCUG
This is a messenger RNA of Linum tenue, 378 nucleotides long. The record is from the annotation of a GenBank genome assembly. Lineage: Eukaryota; Viridiplantae; Streptophyta; Magnoliopsida; Malpighiales; Linaceae.